Molecule: messenger RNA, 4011 nt
Organism: Apis florea (little honeybee)
Lineage: Eukaryota; Metazoa; Arthropoda; Insecta; Hymenoptera; Apidae
Gene: ATPCL
Product: ATP-citrate synthase
Biological process (GO): citrate metabolic process; acetyl-CoA biosynthetic process; fatty acid biosynthetic process
Cellular component (GO): cytosol
Molecular function (GO): ATP citrate synthase activity
Source: RefSeq, a predicted model, not a curated record
UACGUCACAAUACGUCAUGAUGAUCCGGUAAUGUUUAUAAUUAUUAUAUUGAUAUUAAUAUCAUAUUGAUAUAAUAUUAAUAACAUUUUUCAUUAUAAACUAUUUACAAAAUAAAAUUUCUAUUGUAUUGAUUAAUCAAAAUGAUAAUUUGUACAAAUAAAAACGAGACAAUUUAAAUCAUGAAAAUGCGUCAAUAACUUUGAACCAUAGUUCACACCGAUAAUGUCGACGAUGUUAACGAUGUAAAGUAGUUUUUUUCAUAAGCUGUGUUUUAAGUACACGUCUUUCAUCAGUCUUUCAAAUAGUGAAGCUCGUUAAAAUAUCCGACAUUAUUAAAUCUGUGCGUAUAAAUUAUAAAUUGAAUUAUUAAAAAAUGUCAGCAAAAGCAAUUUAUGAAGCAACUGGAAAAGAUCUCAUUAAUCGCAAACUUUCUUCUGGUACAAAUGUAAUAAAAUGUCGAUUUGUGACUAUCACAGAAGAAGUAAAUUGGACAGAUAUUGUAAAUGACCAUCCAUGGCUUCAAACAGAAAGAUUGGUUGUAAAACCUGAUCAAUUGAUCAAACGACGAGGAAAACUUGGUCUAAUUAAAGUAAAUGCUGAUUUGGCUACAGUGAAACAAUGGAUUGCAGAAAGAAUGAACAAAAAUCUACAAGUGGGGAAAACAACUGGAAAAUUGAGAAGUUUCAUUAUUGAGCCUUUUAUUCCUCAUAAACAAGAAGAAGAAGCUUAUGUUUGUAUAUUUUCCCAUCGAAAAGCUGAUACUAUUUUAUUUCAUCAUGAAGGUGGUGUUGAUAUUGGAGAUGUUGAUGCAAAAGCUUUAAAGUUAGAUAUAGCUGUAGGAGAAGAAGCACCAAAUCGAUCUACAAUAAUCGAAAAAUUAUUAAUAAAUGUGACAGAUGACAAAAAAGAAAUAAUUGGAAAUUUUAUAGAAUCUCUUUAUAAGCUUUAUGUUACAUUAUAUUUCACUUAUUUAGAAAUAAAUCCAUUGGUAAUAACAGAAAAUAGAAUUUAUAUACUUGAUCUUGCUGCAAAGCUGGAUACGACUGCGGAUUUUAUAUGUAGACCGGACUGGGGCGAGAUCGAUUAUCCACCACCAUUUGGAAGGGAUGCCUAUCCGGAAGAAGCUUAUAUCGCCGACUUAGAUGCUAAGUCUGGAGCUAGUUUGAAAUUGACUAUUCUUAAUCCAGCUGGUCGAAUAUGGACCAUGGUUGCUGGUGGUGGUGCAUCUGUAAUUUACUCGGAUACGAUUUGCGAUUUGGGUGCUGCGAAUGAGUUAGCUAAUUAUGGAGAAUAUUCAGGUGCACCCAGUGAACAGCAAACAUAUGAAUAUGCAAAAACCAUUCUAAGUUUGAUGACGAAAGAAAAACGAAAAGAAGGAAAAGUAUUGAUUAUUGGUGGUGGUAUUGCUAACUUUACAAAUGUAGCUGCGACAUUUAAAGGAAUUGUAAAGGCACUACAAGAAUAUCAACCUAAACUUGUGGAUCAUAACAUACAAAUAUUUGUAAGAAGAGCUGGACCUAAUUAUCAAGAAGGUUUAAGAAUUAUACGUGAAGUUGGUAGAAGACUUGGUAUUCCUGUUCACGUAUUCGGUCCAGAAACUCAUAUGACAGCUAUUUGUGCGAUGGCGUUAGGUAAAAAGCCAAUUCCAGAUCCUGAAGCACAGGAAUUUUCAACUGCAAACUUUUUAUUACCAUCGGGACAAGACAUGGGUCCUUCAGCUCCUUCUAAAAGUACUUCUUCUUCGCCUACCAAACAAUCCAAACUAAAAGCGAACGAAUCUGUUGAUGCAUCAACGCAUAAACAGCUUUUCAGUAGUAAAACCAGGGCCAUUAUCUGGGGAAUGCAAACUAGAGCCGUUCAGAGUAUGUUAGACUUCGACUUCGUCUGUCGUAGAUCCGAACCAUCCGUAGCUGCUAUUGUAUAUCCUUUCACGGGUGACCAUAAACAAAAAUUUUACUGGGGUCAUAAGGAGGUUCUUAUUCCUGUUUAUAAACAAAUGAGAGAUGCCAUGACUAAACAUACAGAUGCAGAUGUUAUGGUUACAUUUGCAUCUUUAAGAUCUGCAUAUGAUAGUGCAGUAGAAACUAUGCAAUUUCCUCAAAUCCGAACAAUUGCUAUUAUUGCUGAGGGAAUACCCGAAAAUAUGACGAGAAAAUUAAUUUUAAUGGCUCAACAAAAAGGUAUUACAAUUAUCGGUCCAGCUACUGUUGGAGGAGUUAAACCAGGUUGUUUUAAGAUUGGUAAUACUGGUGGAAUGAUGGAUAAUAUUCUUCACAGUAAACUUUAUAGGCCUGGCAGUGUCGCAUAUGUAUCUCGUUCUGGAGGCAUGUCGAAUGAAUUAAAUAAUAUAAUUUCCAAAGCAACUAAUGGAGUAUUAGAAGGUGUUGCAAUUGGUGGAGAUCGUUAUCCAGGAACAACAUUUAUGAAUCACAUUAUGCGUUAUCAAGAAAAUCCAGAAGUAAAGCUUAUAGUUCUUCUUGGUGAAGUUGGUGGUGUAGAAGAAUAUGAAGUCUGUCAAGCACUAAAAAAAAAAAUUAUGAAACCAUUAAUUGCUUGGUGUAUUGGUACUUGUGCUAGCAUGUUCAAUUCUGAAGUACAAUUUGGUCAUGCUGGAUCUAUUGCUCACACUAAUUUAGAAACAGCUUCUGCCAAAAAUAUCGCAUUAAAAGAAGCUGGCGCUUAUGUUCCUGAUAGUUUUGAUAAUCUAGGUGACUUAAUGCAGACUGUUUAUAGUAAUCUCGUUAAAAAUGGAACAAUAGUGCCUGAACCAGAAGUUCCACCUCCAACUGUUCCCAUGGAUUAUAAUUGGGCUAGGGAACUUGGUUUGAUACGAAAACCAGCAUCAUUUAUGACAUCGAUAUGCGAUGAACGUGGUCAAGAAUUAUUAUACGCUGGAAUGCCUGUUACAGAAGUUCUUAAACAAAAUGUAGGAAUCGGUGGCGUAGUUUCAUUAUUAUGGUUCCAACGAUGCUUACCACCAAUAUAUUGUAAAUUUCUUGAAAUGUCUUUAAUGUUAACGGCUGAUCAUGGACCUGCUGUGUCAGGAGCACAUAAUACUAUUGUUUGUGCAAGAGCUGGUAAAGAUUUAGUUAGUUCUCUAGUAUCUGGACUUUUAACUAUUGGUGAUCGUUUCGGUGGAGCAUUGGAUGGUGCAGCUCGUAUGUUCUCAGAAGCUUAUGAUGCUGGAUUACAUCCACAAGAAUUUGUAAAUAAUACACGUAAAAAGGGUAAACUUAUAAUGGGUAUUGGACAUCGUAUAAAAUCUAUAAACAAUCCAGAUAUGCGAGUGAAACUUAUUAAAGAAUAUGUAAUGGAGAAUUUCCCUGCAAGACCAUUGGUAGAAUAUGCAUUAGAAGUUGAAAAAAUAACCACAAGUAAAAAACCUAAUUUAAUUUUAAAUGUGGAUGGUAUAAUUGCUUGUGCUUUUGUUGAUAUGUUAAGAAACAGUGGAAGUUUCACAAGAGAGGAAGCACAGGAAUAUAUAGAAAUUGGUGCUAUAAAUAGUUUAUUUGUUCUUGGUAGGAGUAUAGGUUUUAUUGGUCAUUAUAUGGAUCAAAAACGAUUGAAACAAGGUUUAUACCGACAUCCUUGGGAUGAUAUUUCUUAUGUAUUGCCGGAACAAUAUAAUUAAACUCAUGUUCUAUUUACGUCGUUUCUCGCAUGAAUGCAUAAUAAAUAUUACAUUUUCAUUUAAAAAAUUUAAAUAGUUUUGAUGAUUAUAUCAUAUAUAUGUUUUGCUCAUAGUUAUGAAAAAUUAUUAGAAAAAAAUAUUAUGUAUGUAUAAUUUGACAUUAAUGUUACUAUAAUAUCAGUACAUAAAUGAAAACAAUCAUAGAUUAGAUAGAUUUAAUUUCUUAUCGCUGGUCGAAAUUAUAUUGGAUAAAAACAUUGUAAAAUUAAGAUGAUAAUAAUUUAUGCUAAAUGAAUAUGUAAAAAUUAUUCUUAAACAUUCCAUAAAGCAUUUGUAAUUUGAUCAGAAAGUGGAAUAUAAAUUGAAAAUAUUUAUAAUCA